Molecule: messenger RNA, 1668 nt
Organism: Nannizzia gypsea CBS 118893
Lineage: Eukaryota; Fungi; Ascomycota; Eurotiomycetes; Onygenales; Arthrodermataceae
Product: protein kinase subdomain-containing protein
Exons: 3
Coding region: 1-1668 (555 amino acids)
Cellular component (GO): mitochondrion
Source: RefSeq, a predicted model, not a curated record
AUGGCGACCCAGGCCAAUGAAAUGAAUCGAGACUUAUUUGAGUACACGUCUGGUCGGUGGAUAUAUAAUGAAUCCCUCCGCCUUGCUGAAAGAAGCCUGGCCUUUAACGUCCAAGAGCUCAAGCGCCUUGCUGCUGCCUCUGUUAACCGACAUGAAUCUGAUAUCAAGAGCUUCAAGAAGCUUGCAGAAGGCGGAUUCAACCGUGUCUUUGAAGUCACAAUGAAGGGUGAUGACACUCAAAUUCUCGCCCGGCUUCCCUACCAUUCCACAGUCCCCAGACGGCUUGCUGUUGCGAGUGAAGUUGCAACAUUGGGCCUGCUUCACUGCCAUGAUAUUCCUGUACCGAGAGUCCUUGGUUACUCCGCCGAUCCCGAUAAUUCUGUUGGAGCUGAAUAUAUCCUGAUGGACAGAGUCGACGGAACUUUGAUUGGGGAUUCAUGGUAUACACUUUCAGACAAACAACGACUUAAGGUCUUGAUGGGCUUAGUUCAACUAGAGGCCAGAUUAUUUGCCAUCCAGCUUCCUGCAGCUGGUAGCAUAUAUUACCGCCGUGACCUACCUUCAAAUCUAAAGAAAGCUGCCGUAUACCUAUCGCGGGGCGCUGAUGCUCCCGAAGUCCCCGAAAUAUGUGUUGGACCGGACGUGUCUUUGGCAUGGUGGCAUGCGGAACGAUCUUUGCUUAGUGACAUCAAUCGUGGUCCCCACCCAGACGCCGUCCAGUGUAUGGAGGCUGUGGCAAAGAAGGAACUGGCAUGGCUAAAGUUGCACGCCAAACCACGGUAUCCAUUUGAGCGAGCCUACAGAGAAGCUACCAGUUAUCGAAAAUCGGCACCGGAAGAAUAUGUCGAAACACUUGAGAAAUACUUGAAAAUCGCGCCCUUCCUUAUUCCCAAGGACAAAAGUCUACAUAGGCCGAUACUGCGCCAUCCUGAUCUCCAGCCGAACAACAUCUUUGUUAAUAGGGAUUUUGACAUUGUUGGUUUGAUUGACUGGCAACAUUGUUCUGCCCUUCCACUCUUCCUCGCAGCCGGGAUUCCAAAAUAUAUUCAAAACUACCAGGAUGAGGAAUCACUUCGCUUCAUCCCGCCAAAAUUACCUGAUAACCUAGACGAAAUGGGCCCUUAUGAGCGCUCUGCAGCACUUGAGCAGUUUCGAAGGCGACAUCUACACUUUUACUACCUUGGAUUUACGCAACGCUUUAACCCGUGUCAUUUUAACGCUCUUGACUCGGACCCAAGCCAGAGACUAAAACAGAAAACAUACACUCAUGCAUCUUAUCCUUGGGAGGGGAAUAACGCCCAACUCAAAGCAGAUUUGAUACGUGUCACACAAAACUGGAACACCAUUGUGACUUGCGGAGACAAUCAACGGGUGGGCAAUGGUAGCGAGUGCAUACCUCAAUGCCCUGUGACUUUUAAUCCUGUGGAAGCCCAGGAGGUGUUAGGUAUUGAAAAGGAAUACGAAGAUAUGGACACUGAACUUUCUCGGAUUCGGGAUGCGAUUGGAGUAAGCGUCGAUGGUUGGACAUCAAACGAGACGUUUGAUGACAGCGUUGCACGGGAAAAGGUAUUCAAGGAUAUGGCAAUUGCUUCGGUCUCAGAUAGCAAAUAUGACCAGGAGAUGACCGAGAAACACUGGCCAUUUGACGACUUCGACGAAAACGAAUGA